Messenger RNA from Rhagoletis pomonella (apple maggot), 1955 nucleotides. RefSeq names its product general transcription factor IIF subunit 1 (gene TfIIFalpha). Gene Ontology annotation, cellular component: transcription factor TFIIF complex; nucleus. Gene Ontology annotation, biological process: positive regulation of transcription elongation by RNA polymerase II; transcription initiation at RNA polymerase II promoter. Gene Ontology annotation, molecular function: DNA binding; RNA polymerase II general transcription initiation factor activity; TFIIF-class transcription factor complex binding. The record is from RefSeq and is a predicted model, not a curated record. Lineage: Eukaryota; Metazoa; Arthropoda; Insecta; Diptera; Tephritidae.
UUGUUUACUGUGAAUUUUAUCGCAUUUUUUAUUUAUUGGUUCGUGUUUCUCCUCAGUAUAUGAAAAAUAAUUAAUUUUGUAAAAAUAAAACGAAGCCUUUGAAGAGACAGUGCAACAAUGGCAUCCACAUCAAAGUCUGGUCAUGCUUAUCAGUCCGCCAGCGCCAGUUCCAGCAGUGCAUCAGCAUCCACGUCGGCACCAGCCCCUCCAACAAACGUUCAGGAAUUCAAUAUACGUGUGCCGAAAAACAUGCGAAAAAAGCAUCACGUUAUGCGAUUUAAUGCCACACUAAAUGUGGACUUCGCCCAAUGGCGCGGUGUAAAGAUGGAACGCGAAAAUAACAUGAAAGAAUUUCGUGGCAUGGAAGAAGAUAUGCCCAAAUUCGGCGCUGGCUCCGAGUAUAAUCGAGAUCUUCGCGAGGAAGUCCGUCGAAAAAAGUUUGGCAUUAUUGCAAAAAAAUAUCGACCUGAAGCACAGCCAUGGAUACUGAAAGUAGGCGGUAAGAAUGGCAAAAAAUUUAAGGGCAUUCGGGAGGGAGGCGUUAGUGAAAAUGCAGCCUUUUAUGUGUUCACUCAUGCACCAGAUGGUGCAAUUGAAGCUUAUCCCUUAAAUGAAUGGUACAAUUUUCAACCAAUACAACGCUACAAAUCACUGUCAGCCGAAGAAGCCGAACAAGAGUUUGGACGACGUAAAAAAGUGAUGAACUAUUUUUCACUUAUGUUGCGUAAACGUUUGAAGGGCGACGUGGAAGAAGAGCAGGACCCAGAGGAGGUUAAAGUCAAAGGAGGAUCUAAAAAGGCGAAGGAGUUGAAAAUUAGUGAAAUGGAUGAAUGGAUCGAUUCAGAUGAUGAAUCUGAUUCCGACGAGGACGAAGAGAAGAAGAAAAAAGAAGAAGAUAGCGAUGAUGAUGGCGGCAAGAAGAAAGGCAAAAAAGGCCAACCGAAGAAGCCGAAGAAAAAACGAGAUGUAGAUGAUGAGGCUUUCGAAGAAUCAGAUGAUGGUGAUGAGGAGGGGCGAGAAAUGGAUUAUGAUACAGAAUCCAGUGAAGAUGAACCUGACCCAGAAGCCAAACUAGACAAGGAUAUGAAGUCUGUAGCGGAAGAGGAUGCUUUGCGCAAACUUUUGACCUCGGAUGAAGAAGAUGAGGAGGAAGAGAAGAAAUCUGAUGAAUCAGAUAAAGAGAAAGAUAAAAAUAAAGAAGAAGGAAGCAAUAAGGAGAAGAAAAAAACUAAGAAGAUUACGAAGGACGAAAAAAAAGAUUCGUCCAGUGACUUCAGCUCAGAUAGUAGCGAUUCCGAGGAUGAAAGUAGCGGCAGCAAGAAAAAAACAAAGGAUAAUACAAAUAACAAGAGUGCAGCCAACAACAAUUCACGUCCAGCCACGCCUACCAGCUCAAUAACGAACAGUGCAACAAAACGUAAGGUUAACAAUAGCAUGCCAAGCGAUCUUACCGCUUCGGAGAAUAGUAAUAGUCCAGUUAGUACGCCAGCGAAACGAACUAAAGCUGAAGCAACUCCUAUGGUGCCAUCUACAUUCGCCGGUGUUGUAAAUGCUAACAAUAAGGAUGAUUAUGGCAUUACCGAAGAGGCAGUGCGUCGUUACUUGAUGCGCAAGCCUAUGACUCCGACUGAACUACUGACCAAGUUUAAAAAUAAAAAGACUGGCGUUUCCAGCGAUCGUCUAGUGGAGACCAUGACACAAAUACUUAAAAAAAUCAAUCCUGUCAAGCAAACCAUUCAAAAUAAGAUGUACUUGAGCAUCAAGCCAACAAAAUGAAGAAUGUGCAAUAUUCAAACCCUAUUGAUGUACGAAAGAGGGGUGGUAUUUUCCAGGGACUUUUAUAUGAAUAAGCAUGCAACUAAAUAGUUGUGAACCUGUCGCGAAUUAUUUUAUGCGUUGUUUUAAUAUUACCAAAACUGAUUUAAACGUAGUUAUAGAAUUAAUAAAUGAAUAGU